GUGACCAUCUUUCCACCAUAGAAAAGGACACGAAUGGAGAAGUUCUUUGGGUGUGGUGUUAUCCUUCCACAACAACUGCAUUAAGGAAUCUCCUCCUGAGAAAAUGCUGCCUUACUGAUGAAAACAAACUUCUCCAUCCCUUUGUCUUCGGUGACUCAUUUUUCUAUUGUUCUGACCGCCAAAGAUUUUAACCCAGAGAAAUAUGCUGCCUUCACUAGGAUAUUGUGUAGAAUGUACCUGAAACAUGGGAGCCCAGUUAAAAUGAUGGAGAGUUAUAUUGCAGUUCUCACAAAGGGAAUAUGCCAGAGUGAAGAAAAUGGCUCUUUCCUUAGCAAAGACUUUGAUUUCCGAAAGGCAUACCUUGCUGGCUCCAUCAGAGACAUUGUAUCUCAGUUUGGAAUGGAAACUGUUAUCUUACACACAGCACUGAUGCUAAAGAAAAGAAUUGUUGUCUAUCACCCCAAAAUAGAAGCUGUGCAGGAGUUUACCAGGACUCUGCCUGCCCUGGUGUGGCAUCGACAGGACUGGACCAUCCUUCAUUCUUACAUGCACCUCAAUGCUGAUGAGCUGGAGGCUCUGCAGUUGUGCACAGGUUACAUUGCUGGAUUUGUAGACCUGGAAGUGAGCAAUAGACCAGACCUCUAUGAUGUGUUUGUGAAUCUGGCAGAUAGUGAGAUUACCAUUGCUCCACUUGCAAAAGAGGCCAUGACAAUGGGUAAAUUGCACAAAGAAAUUGGUCAGCUAAUUGUUCAAUCUGCAGAAGAUCCAGAGAAGUCAGACAGCCAGGUUGUACAGGAUAUUGCCCUAAAAACAAGAGAAAUCUACACCAACCUAGCACUGUUUUCAGAAGUUUCAGAUGAUGGAGAAAAGCGUGUCCUUAAUUUGGAGGCACUAAAGCAAAAACGAUUUCCACCAGCAACAGAAAACUUCCUGUAUCAUCUAGCAGCAGCUGAACAAAUGCUGAAAAUCUGACUGUGUGACAGAAUGUGUCCCCCAUGAAUGAUUGCUAGAAAGCCUUCUUUCACUCUGAUUAUCCAUUAACUAUGUAAAAUACUGAAAACAACAAGAGAAAAUGUUAUAUUUUUAAUGAUUUAUUUGAAAGGAUUGAGAUUUGACCUGAAAAACACUGAAACACAUGAAAACACUUCUGUUUUUCUCCUAGCUGAUUAGUUUCCUGUCUGCUGUCAGUGUUGGACAAAGUGCUGUAACUACUAUGUAUAACGUUAUAAAAUGGCCUGAUGUCCUGGAGUAAAGGGAAAAAAAGCUCUAUCAAGUUCUCAUGCAAAUCAUGACAAAUGCAAAAGCCUUCAUUAUAAGUUCCAGUUUGUCUCAUUAUGUAGCCAGAAACUAGUGUGUUUUCUUUUUCUUUUUUUUGGAAAGCUGCCUGGAAUUUUGCUUUGUAUUCUUCUAGGAAGAAUUUAAUUCCUCCUGAGGAAUUCUACUUUCUGAGCCAAACUACUAAGUUUUCUGCCCAACUGUGUAGAAGAGCAUUCAAAAGACCCUGCAGUUGCACUUUCUUGCAAAAGAAAAAAAAUGUUUUUUCCCAGUCUUUGAACAUUUUGCCUGUGAGGACUUUACAUAGAUUUUAUACUUGAGUUGACAACUUUAAUAAUCCAUAUUUAUACUGUCGCAGAAGUAAGCAUUUGGCAAAUUUAAAGCUAUUAGUACUCCUCAACACUGUUGCUAGCAUUAUUCUUUUGAAGAUGCCAGUAUUUUUAUGGUAGAGUAAAAUCAGAGGCCCAUUUUGAAUAUAAAUGUAGGACUGAGACAGAGACUUUAUAUAAUUGCUAAGGAGUAUGAGAAUUAACUUCUUACAGGGGCCAAAACCAGAGAAA
Carlito syrichta (Philippine tarsier) is the source of this 1835-nucleotide messenger RNA. RefSeq names its product family with sequence similarity 45 member A (gene DENND10). The transcript has 8 exons. NCBI's taxonomy places the organism in Eukaryota, Metazoa, Chordata, Mammalia, Primates, Tarsiidae. The coding region runs from base 118 to 972 and encodes 284 amino acids. Gene Ontology annotation, biological process: regulation of early endosome to late endosome transport; protein transport. Gene Ontology annotation, molecular function: small GTPase binding; guanyl-nucleotide exchange factor activity. The record is from RefSeq and is a predicted model, not a curated record. Gene Ontology annotation, cellular component: late endosome.